GUAUUAUGUGCCUUUCGUCUUGAAUAAGGCUUGCAUUCGCCAUUAGCAUCGGCAGUCGAAGCGACAGAAGCCGAGCCGCGCUAGCCGAAGCUCGAACUCGAAGCGUCGUGUGUAAACGUUUAUUUGCCAUUGCCAGAUCCGCUUUGCUCAUUUCAUUGGGUUAUAUUGUGCAGUCAGUACUGAAGUUUUCGUUACGCCACGUAUUUCCAUUUGAAAUAUUUUCCCUUCGUGGUUACAUACAGGGGUCGAACUCGAACGAUUUCUACAGUACGAACGCGGUUCCCACAAAUAUACACGUGAGUAGAAGUGUAUCCGAACCUAGCGACAGGUGUUAGUGAAUCCUCAUUGUCAGUAUGUUUGUUUGUGCUGCUCUUGUAGACUGUGACCGGCAUACCAUUCCUAUUACGUUGCAAAGUUGCUUUCCAUCAUGAGAAACUUCAAAAAUGCACGUGCAACAUUAUAAUAACAUUGUGUAGGAUACUAAAUUAGUGAUUAUUAAUUGUGAAGUGACUUGCUUCAGUGUUGUUCCAAGGAUCACCUUGUUAAUUACUGACAAAUUGUUUAAUUGUGUGAGAGUUCUAUAUCAAUUUAUAUUGGCUUUUGUGAAAGUGUAUGAGUUGUGCAAAAACAAUCAAACUCAUGUUAUAAUUUUAAUAUGAAAAGACUAUUUGAAUAGUUGUACUGCGUCAUAUUUUUGGAGCAUUUAUCGUUUAAUAUAGACAAUCUACAUGCAAAUCCUUGGAAAAUAUGAUUGUGGACCUAUACAAUAGCGGCUGCACGAUGAAUGCCAAUGACAAGAGGCAACUGGAACGAGAAGCUCUGCGGAGCGUCAUCCAGCAAUGGAACGCGAACCGUGUCGACUUGUUCGAACUCAGCGAACCGAACGAAGAUUUGGAAUUUCACGGAGUGAUGCGAUUUUAUUUUCAAGAUUCUGGUCAAAAAGUGGCAACUAAAUGUAUUCGAGUGGCGUCAGAUGCAACUGUUGCUGAUGUCAUAGAAACAUUAAUUGAGAAAUUCAGGCCUGAUAUGCGAAUGCUAUCCCUACCCAGCUAUGCCUUAUAUGAAGUCCAUUCCAAUCACGAAGAACGGAGAUUAUCACCUACAGAGAAGCCUUUGCUAGUGCAGCUAAAUUGGCAUAUAGAUGAUAGAGAAGGAAGGUUUCUCCUUAGGAAUGUCGACCAUAAAACAAAUGCACCUGCUGUGGAUCUUGCAGAAUCAAAUAACUUUAAACGAAAAUUGUCUAAACGAGAAAAAAAAGAAUUUAAGAAGAAAGAGAAAUUAUCUAGAUUACAAUCUGAUGCUUCAAAGGAAAAUAAAAAUGCAGAGAAAUUAUACACAGAGCUUCCUGAAACUUCAUUCACCAGAUCCAUAUCAAAUCCUGAAGCAGUUAUGAGAAGAAGGAGACAACAAAAACUAGAAAGAAAGUUACAGCAAUUUAGGUCUAAAGAUGGAGGACCUGAUACCGGGGGUACUUUGAAAAUAUAUGGUGAAAGCCUGUGCCGUGACGUGCCUUACAAAACACUUUUACUUUCCAUCAGAGAUUGCGCUCAAGCUGUGGUCAGAGAAAUGUUGACAAAAUAUGGCCUAGAAAAUGCAGAUCCUACGCAUCACUGUUUAGUGCAGGUGAAUGGUGAUGGUUCUGAAUAUAUUUUAGAUGAUGAUGAAUGCCCAUUAGCUAUACUAAUGAGUCAGCAGAACAAGCGAGGUUCCAUAAUGUUUCACGUGCGAAGACGACCAGCCGAUGCGCAACCACGUCGGCGGAAAAAGAAACCGCUUUCUGGACCAAACGGUUCCACUAGUGGAGGAUUAGAUUGGAGCGAAGGACCGGCGUUGAUUGAAAUGGGACCUCACGGUCAACAAUUGGAGGGCGGUCGACGCAUUAGAAUCAGUUUGGAACCCUUAGAAGUUGGUAGCGCGUCAUCAGCCGGAGUCCAAUUGUUUGGGCCAUUGAUUCAGCCUAAACAUUGUCUGAUUGCAAUUCAGGACAAUGCGUGUGUGGUCACACCUCUACAUACUGAUGCUCCAACGUUUGUCAAUAAUCACCGCAUUUACCAGCCCACAGUACUUCACCAUGGGAGUGUUGUAAUGUUCGGUAGAGUUGCUUCAUUUAAGUAUAGUGAUUCUCAACAAGAUGGCAGACUAAGCAGACAUUUAGCAAUAUCUCAAUCUCAUCUUGAUAAUGCUUCAGUAUACGACAGAUCGCCAACGUCACCGAUAUUGAACGAACGAGCAUUGAGCCCAAUGGAAAACCUGGAUGACUUGAAUAUAGAGACUAUGCAUCAACAAAAACACACAGGACUCGAUAUGACAGAUUAUACGAUGAAACACGAAAACGAUAAUCACAUUCUUAUCAAAACUGUAAGCUCACAUAAAAAUAACCAUGAUGAUCCCGGGCGCGACAACAUUGAGACUACUUUUGAUUUGGAUGGAAACGUUGAAACCAAAUCAGUUGGCAGCGCUAAAAGCGCAGGGUCUAAUCAAGAGAGCAGAACCAACAAUUUAAGAACUGGACAAGAAUUAAUACUUCCAGCUGUAUUGGAAUUUCCUGAACCACCUCAAGAUAUAUUUUUGAGGCAUGUUAUAACUGAACUUGAUGUCAAUAUUCCCACAUUUAAAUUAGCUCCAGUAUAUACCCUAUAUUUGUGUGCAAGAUAUCGCGCUUCAACACACUACCGACCGGAGUUGCAGCCUACAGAAAGAGCAAAUAAGCUGACAAUAUUAUUACAUCAAAUUGCUAAUAUUAUCCAGGACGUCAUCAAGGAUCGAUACAAAGACGCAAAAUCACUUUCAUUCUGGAUGGCAAAUAGUUCGGAAUUUCUACAUUUUUUGAAAAGUGACAGGCACAUAUCAGCUUUUUCUGUACAAGCUCAAGAUGUUCUUGCAGAAUGCGUGCAAAGUGCGUUUAGAUAUCUUGUAUCUUGCUUUCAUGCUGAUCUAUCUGAGAUGUUGGGGCAAUUUCUAUCAGAAAAUAUAGAUCACGAUUCUGCAGCAGGAUUGGUCUUAUCCGUUCUUGGAUCAGUUAUGGCUUUGCUGAGAAGAUGCCGAGUAAACGCUGCACUAACAAUUCAAUUAUUUUCACAAUUAUUUUAUUAUAUAAAUGUCAAAUGCUUUAAUAAGGUAGUUACUACACCACAAAUGUGUACUCCGUUUUGGGGCCAACGAAUUCAGCUUCGAUUGCUACAACUACAGCAGUGGGCGGAAAGGCAAGGAUUAGAAUUGGCAGCCGAUUGCCAUCUAGCUAAAAUUGUACAAUGUACUCAACUAUUACAGGCUCAUAAAAAUAUUCCGGACGAUAUAUCAGCAAUUAAUGAAGCUUGUUUUAAAUUGAACUCAUUGCAAAUUGGUGCAUUACUAAGGCAAUGCAGUGACAAUGUCGCACCGCCACUUAUUGAGAUCGCGGUUAGGAAUGCCGAAAGUAUAGCUGAUGAACUUAUCAAAGGAGAUGGUAGAGAGAUAUUGCUGGAAGAAUGCAGUGAGUUAUCAUUGGCAUUACUAUUACCUGAUGAUGGAUUUUCAUGUGAUGUAGUAAAGGGUGUGCCUCAUGGACUUGUUGAUUUUUUGCAACCACUUCAAAGUGCUGGCCUUUGCCGCCUUGCUGUACAACCGACGAGCAUUGGUCAUUGGACUGUUUAUAUGCAUCAUUAUCAUGCAAGAUCUUCUAGUGCUCUGUCAAACAAAGCAGGCCAACCUGAAAUUCAAGUCAUUAAAUUGCACAAAAAUUCUAAUGGAAUGGGCCUUUCUAUUGUAGCAGCUAAGGGAGCUGGCCAGGACAGGCUAGGUAUUUAUAUAAAGUCUGUUGUUGCUGGUGGAGCGGCAGAUUUGGACCAAAGACUUCAAGCUGGAGAUCAACUACUUAAAGUCGAUGGACAGUCUCUGAUUGGAAUCACACAAGAGAAGGCUGCAGAAUUUUUAAUGCACACUGGUGCUGUUGUAACAUUGGAAGUUGCAAAACAGGGAGCUAUUUAUCAUGGUCUGGCUACAUUACUUCAACAACCGAGUCCACUUUUGAAUCAAGGCCCAAGAAGAAUGUCGGAACGCGAUUUGCCGUCACGAGUUAGUGCAGAGGGCUCGGUUAAAUCUAUUCUGCCAUCUAGUAAAUCAGUACCAGCACUGCACCAUGGUGGUUCUUCGAUGCAGGAAAUGUCAGUGCAAUCAGCUAAUUUAAAAUCUCAUAGCACCCAUAACUUAACACAAAAUACAACACCACAGCAAGAUCAAGGUUUUUAUCAAAACCUAAGUGUAUAUAGAGGAAAUUCAUCACAGCCAAAUUUAGAUCGUGGAUCAGGUUUAAGGUCCCCACAGAAUAUGGUUCAACAAAAUGUGCAUCAGAGUUCUAGGCCAGCUUCAGCAUACUUUCCUAACCAAUCUCAGGUGCCAAUACAAACUUCCAACCAACCUGUUUCUAAUCUUAGAUCUCAAAGCACUAAAGAUAUUGCAAACUUUUCGCGUGAAAAUCUUGCACAACAAAGUUUAAGAAACACACAAAAUUAUAAUUUAACACCUAGCAUGCCAAACAUCACUUCCAAUGUGCCACAAAUGAUGAAUAAUUAUAGUGGCCAAAUGUUAAAUCACAGCAUGUCCAAUGUGUCACAAGUCAGUAAUACGCAAUCAUUGAAUCAUGCUAUGCCAAAUGCAGCCCAGCAAUACAGCAUGAGGCAUGGUAGCACCACAUUGCCAAUUGCUUCCAAUCAAUUAUUACAUCAUACACAUUCUGUGGACCAGGUCGGACAAAGUAUGUCGAACAGUCAAAGAGGGUUAGCCAAGAUGGCCGAGAUGUCAGAGGAGGUUCGAAGGAGACAAUACAGGAUUUCCAACACUGGCCCAUUAUCCCCAAAUCGAACACGACCACUUUAUGGUGUUGAACCACAAGGAUAUCAGGGAAAUAUAUUAUCUUCGCCUGUUAAACAAAUGCCAAAUAUAGCUCCUAAGCCUCAGAUAAAACAAACUAAAGGCCAAGAUGAAGGUGCAUUAUCGCCUCCUAUACCACCAACAUCCACGCAUCCUUUAUAUAGAGGCAAUAACAACCAAAGUGCCGGUCAUCAGCAGCAAAGCAACAUACCUCAACCAAAUAUGCAAUUUGCACAAUCACACCCAAAUAUAAAUCAACAGCAAAUGCAACAAUUGUCACUAUCUAAUCAAUCUUAUAAUAGUCAACAAAUGAGUGGUUCAAAUGUACCUACACACAAUCCUUUGCAGCAGCAACAAUCUGAAUAUGGAAACCAAUUUAGCCCUCAAUUUCCAAACCCAGGCACUGGCUACACAGCCAGUAUGGCAGACCCACCUAGAGUAAAUUUUUAUCCUAUGAAUGUUCAGGGAUUGCAGUCACGCCCUGGUUUUGGAGCAAAUAAUCCAUGGGAAAGAGAGGAAAGAGAAAAGGAACUUGAAGCAAGGCGCGAGCAGACGAGACAAUGGAGAGAUCAACAAAUAGCUGAACUGUCUUCAUUGCAGUCGAGAACUCCACAACAAGAUGAGCAAUUGCGUGCAUUGAAAUUGGAAAGGGAAUUCCAACGAAGAGCACAAGAAGCUCAAAACGAAGAAGAAAUUGAACAGGAUAAGGAAACUACUGAAAGAGUUCAAGGAAUUUUGAGGCAAGCUCAGCAAAAUAGCUUAAUCAAUCUGAAAGCUGAUAUCAAAUUGCAUCAGCCUAUUACAAACAGUACGAUUUCUAGUGUAACUCCGGCAUCUAUGGUUUCCAUGAAACAACAUGAAGAAAUUAGUGGCCAAAAUACAAGUCAAAUAUAUACACCUAAUGAUGAAAUGACAAUAACAGUUCCGAACAUGAAGGAAAGUAAUACACCCAAAUCAAUUUUAAAACAAAACAUGAGAAUAGAAAACAUGAAUGUAACUUCUUCACCUAGUAAGCAAAACAAGAAUACUCAUUUCUCUGAGUCAAUCAGUUCCCAAAGUUUAUCAUUUGACAUAACUCCUAAUGCCAACUCAACUGUGAAUUCAAAUAUGUCAAAAUUGACAAAAAAUUUUGCAAACAUGAGUUUCAAUAAAAGCACUGAUGGUAUUGAUAAUGGAAGCAAUCAGUACAAUGCUGCUGCUAGUGAGCACAGUACACAGCAGGAUUAUUCUUAUUACAAAAAGGAACAAAGCAUUGAAUUUCCAUUAAGUCCUCCACCACCUCCAGAGAGAAAUAGCAGCUUUCAGGUGAUGAAUCAACAAACAGCAUUGCGAAAUAGCAUAAACAGCCCCUUGGUAUCCAGUUCCAUGGACCUGUUUAAUCGUGCAUCAGAUAAUGCUUCACAAAGUGCAACAAAUGCUGCUCAGACAAUUACUUCACAACAAUCGGCACGUGAUAGACGGGUUUCAUUCAAUGAAAAUGAAGCAGCAUCGUCCGCAGUUAUGCCAAGCCCUCCUCAGGAUUUAGAUAUUAUCCGCGAGGAUCCAGAUAAAUUCAUUAUUGAAGCAGAAGGCAUGCUACAAGGGCCGCAAACUCCUGAAGCAACUAUGGCUAUAACACCUGGCGUAAUAGGAGCACAGGAAGUUUAUAGAGAUCCAAGACAAAAAAGACUUCUGGAACAACAAAGGCAAGCCCAAAUAAAUAAUACACCCAUUCCUGAGAAAUUAAGUUUUAAAGAAAAAAUGAAGAUGUUUGCACUGGAAUCAGGAGAAAACCAAACACCACGUGAUAAAUUGAAAAUUUCUCGAGCGCAAAGAGAUAUAGACGCCGUACAUUGAGUAUGCAGAUUAUUUUUUUAUGUAAAGCUAAAUCAAAAUUGAGUGUCAUAAAGAACAUAUAUGUUUUAUGUAUAUUAUUUUGAGAUAUAUAGAUAAAUUAUAUUAUUAUUGUUAAAACUAAUCUCAAUAACUAUUGAACAGUAUUUACAUUUAUGUUUUAUAUUUUUUAAACAUUGACAGAAAUGAAGCAAGCAAUAUUUUAAAUGUAAUAUAAUAAAAUAAUGAUUUUUACAUGAAAUGUGGAUUCAUUAGUGAUCUACAACUGACCAAUUCUAUGGGACACAAUUAUUUUAAAGAUGUAGUAAUUAAAAUAAAACCUAAAGUAGAAAACUUUCCAAAAAUACUUUUAGCUAAUUCCAAUAAUGUGCACUUAAAUCAA
Ctenocephalides felis (cat flea) is the source of this 7063-nucleotide messenger RNA. RefSeq names its product afadin (gene cno). The transcript is spliced from 34 exons. Gene Ontology annotation, molecular function: cell adhesion molecule binding. The record is from RefSeq and is a predicted model, not a curated record. NCBI's taxonomy places the organism in Eukaryota, Metazoa, Arthropoda, Insecta, Siphonaptera, Pulicidae. Gene Ontology annotation, biological process: regulation of protein localization; signal transduction. Bases 748 to 6684 code for a protein of 1978 amino acids. Gene Ontology annotation, cellular component: adherens junction.